AAGCAAAUAAGAGCAAAUCAUAGCUGACCGAUCCAAACAACACGCCCCCGCUCUCUCCCAGGUCCCUAAGUGAACCACCCUGUCUGGCUAGGCAUGGCCUAUUGCGCAUUUGCUCCAUCUGCACCACCUCAAUAUUCUGAGCUUAAGAUGACUCUAUACACAAACAAGGAGGUGUAUCGUUCUGGGCCAGAUCAAAACGGAGUAACCAUCACAGAGAGAUCAAACAUGGGCACAACCUGGGUCUUCUCGUGGCCUGUAGCCGAUGGGCCAACACCUGAUGCGAACAUCGUCGGCCAACUCCAGGGCACUAGUGUUCAAGUAGCCAAUACUCCCGUUGUGGUGUACCACUACUCCCUGGGAUUAGUGUUCGAGGAUAAAAGGUUCAAUGGGUCCACACUCCAAAUACAAGGGACCUCCCAAAUAAAUGGCGAGUGGAGCAUUGUUGGAGGGACAGGACAACUUACUAUGGCAAUGGGUACUGUCAAACGCACUGAAGUUGUGUACAAAGACAAUACCAGGAUCUCAGAACUCAAAAUACAUGCCUAUUUCGCUCCAGUGAAUUAAGCCUACUACAACUAGUGUUUAUGAGGCUACUGCAUCCGAUUAACCUCCCCAAGGCGUGAGCUUUAUGCAGUCAUUUAGCCUGGAGUUUGUAUCCGUGUCACCUAGUACUUUACGGUAAUAAUAAGAGACUGUAUCUGUAUGUUUCGGUAAACUAGAGUUCUGGUCACCUCUUGUACUCUUUUGUAUUUUAAUGAAAUUUAGAAUCCGAGUGUUUCUCUUUUGUACUGAUGCAUCAGUAGUUGUACAUGCAUCGGUAGAUCGAUCUUUUGUUCUUUCUAAGCUGUGAUUUGUUGUUGGCCUUCUUGUAUAAUGGUAUAUGAAAAUACCUUUAGCCGA
Messenger RNA from Zea mays, 900 nucleotides. RefSeq lists its product as uncharacterized. The record is from RefSeq and is marked validated. Lineage: Eukaryota; Viridiplantae; Streptophyta; Magnoliopsida; Poales; Poaceae.